Monomorium pharaonis (pharaoh ant) is the source of this 5399-nucleotide messenger RNA. RefSeq names its product E3 ubiquitin-protein ligase CBL-B (gene Cbl). Gene Ontology annotation, cellular component: plasma membrane; membrane raft. NCBI's taxonomy places the organism in Eukaryota, Metazoa, Arthropoda, Insecta, Hymenoptera, Formicidae. The transcript is spliced from 7 exons. Gene Ontology annotation, biological process: cell surface receptor signaling pathway; negative regulation of epidermal growth factor-activated receptor activity. Gene Ontology annotation, molecular function: receptor tyrosine kinase binding; ubiquitin protein ligase activity; SH3 domain binding. Bases 568 to 2874 code for a protein of 768 amino acids. The record is from RefSeq and is a predicted model, not a curated record.
GCUAAGACCUGUGACUGCAGCCACAAGUACGGGGCACGCUCGCGCGCUCGCCCGCACGGUCCGUGUCAGUGUCGUCAGUGGUCGUCAGAUUCGCCGCGAGUCCCUCGCGAAGCAUCCGGCUCGGCCCACAGUUGUCGGAGGCGAGACCGAGAGAGAGAGAGAAAGAGAGAAAAAGAAAGGCGGAGAACAAGAUAGAGAGCGAAAAGGAGAAAGAUAAAUAGGAUGCGGUAUCGCGCGCGAUUCUGGCGUUGCAUCCCGUGUCCGCGGCUCCGCGGGGACGUUGUCGUGGCCGCGGCCGCGUCCCGCUGAGAUAUGCGCGGUGUGCCGAUCUGUCGCUCCGCAGUGUGUGUGCGCGGGUUAACCUCAAGUACAGCGCGAGUGCUCGCCGUCGCCGUCGGCUGCCGCCGCGCGCCAGGUGCCAGGCUGUGAGGUGCGCGAGUAAAGGAAAGAGGCGAGAACGAGUGUAUGCUCCGAUAGGAAAUAAGGGAGAGAGAAAGAGAGAUAGAGAGAUCCGUGUAUUGGCGCACGCGGGGGCACGCGUUUACGCACGCACGCACGCCCGUCAAGAUGUCGUCGUCCGGACACAGCAGUCGCACUCGCGCCGUCCACAUCGGCUCGAUCUUCCAGAAGCUCCACGGCCGCUUCGCGGACGCGAUGACGCCGCCGAAGCUCUCGACCGACAAGCGCACCCUCGACAAGACCUGGAAGCUCAUGGACAAGGUGGUGAAGCUCUGCCAGCAUCAGCGCAUGAACCUGAAGAACUCGCCGCCGUUCAUCCUCGACAUACUGCCGGAUACGUAUCAGCGGCUGCGGCUCAUCUACAGCAAGUACGAGGACCGUAUGCAGGUGCUGCACAGCAACGAGCACUUUUGCGUAUUCAUCAACAACCUGAUGCGUAAGUGCAAGCAGGCGAUCAAGCUGUUCAAGGAGGGCAAGGAGAAGAUGUUCGACGAGACCUCGCACUAUCGCCGUAACCUCACCAAGCUCAGCCUCGUGUUCAGUCACAUGCUGUCCGAGCUGAAGGCCAUAUUUCCCAACGGGGUGUUCGCCGGCGAUCAGUUUCGCAUCACCAAGGCGGACGCGGCGGAAUUCUGGAAGGAGCGCUUCGGGAACAGUACAUUGGUACCAUGGAAAGUGUUCAGACACGAAUUAAAUCAGGUUCAUCCAAUCAGUUCGGGACUACAAGCAAUGGCACUGAAAUCCACGAUAGAUUUGACGUGCAACGAUUAUAUAUCCAACUUUGAAUUUGAUGUAUUUACAAGGUUGUUUCAACCGUGGUCGACUCUUCUGCGAAACUGGAAAAUUCUGGCUGUGACGCAUCCCGGCUACGUGGCUUUCCUUACGUACGACGAGGUGAAGGCACGUUUACAAAAAUAUUGCAUUACCAAGCCUGGGAGCUAUGUAUUUCGGUUAAGUUGCACGAGGCUGGGACAAUGGGCAAUCGGUUACGUUACGUCUGAUGGUGAUAUCCUACAAACUAUACCGCAUAACAAGAGUCUGUGCCAAGCGUUACUGGACGGCUACCGGGAAGGCUUAUCGAUUUGCAGCUACUUAUACCCAGAUGGCCGAAAUAUAAACCCGGACUUGACAUGGGCGGUGCAACCAACGCCAGAGGAGCACAUUAAAGUGACAGCGGAACAGUACGAAUUAUACUGUGAAAUGGGUAGCACUUUCCAAUUGUGUAAGAUCUGUGCCGAGCAUGAUAAGGACGUAAGGAUAGAACCCUGUGGCCAUCUUCUUUGUACUCCAUGUCUUACAGCUUGGCAGGUAGAUUCCGAAGGGCAGGGUUGUCCGUUUUGUCGAGCUGAGAUUAAAGGCACCGAGCAGAUUGUUGUAGAUCCAUUCGACCCGCGAAGAACACACCGAUCCGGGGCGCAUUCGGCGUCUGCUAGUAACGCAUCGACCCCCACGCGGGAUCUCGACCCCGACACCGAGGAUAUAAUGGAGCUGUGCAACGGUAAUUGUGGUCUCAUAUGCGACGACUCGGACGAAGAAGAUGAUUCUAGUCCUACGAAUUCGCCGGUGCCACCGCGGAGAAUCGUUCCGAGCCCGCCUUUACCACCUAGAAGACCCUCGCCGUCGCCCACACCGAACAAUCAUCUCAGGAACGGACGUCAUCUAACAGUACCGAAGGAAAAUGCUCCGCCACCGCCGUCAGCGGUUACAGUAAUAUUGAAUUAUACCGACAACACACAGCAAAAUAAUAAAGUUCUUGCAGUUAACACGGAAGCGAGAUACGACAUGCUGCAUCGGGCGUCCUCGCCGUCGUCGGUGCCGCCGAUACCGCCCGUACCGCCGACAGCAGUGGUGAGGGUUCAUCCACGCCGGUCGACCCACGGGAAUCACGCGGGAGGCACGCCGCAGCGUCAGCCACAGCCACCGCCCACGUUGCCGGAGAAGGCGUGUCGUGCCACCGCGACCAGCUCGACAACGACGAGUCAAACGGUCGGGGGUCCGAGUAACAACGUGCCCCCGGUACCGCCACCCUUGUCGGCGCCUCGACCGCCGAAGCCUAGCAAGGAGGGUGGCACCCGUCAGGACCAUCACUACGAGAAUACGAUUGUUAUCUGUGGGACGAGUCAGCACGUCGUGAAGAACAUCAAUCUGGAGGCGAACAGGGCACGUCUUACAGCACUGAUGAGGGCAAGGGAUGAUCCAGGGGGUGGUGGCGGCGGCGGCGGUGGUGGCGGUGGCGGAGCUGUGACCAAGCCGGCGGAGUCGGCGGCGUACGAGAACGUCAACGUCGAACAUAUCACGAGGCUGACGGCGCUUGGUUUCGCGCAGGACGCCGUGAUCAGAGCGCUCGGCAUCACCAGGAACGAUCUCGAGAUGGCGUGUGAUAUAUUGCACGAGUUCGCCACGAAAUCUUCCUGACCAGGUACAAAUAAACGGCAUCAGUCGCGACGAAUGUGUUGGCGAAUACGAAGCGCUAUGAACGGCAUACGUUCAAGCCGUGAAGAGUAAGAGUCUCGGAGAAGUAUUUUCCUUUCGGGCUCCCGAGUACCUUAACUCGGUUUAUGCAAUGAAUGACAACUACGUCGCUUGGAUGACGAGUACAGCCCGAGUAAAUUAACUUAUUUCGGUGUCGUCCCUCGCGCUUCGUGUAUCCACGCGUCUAAAAUAUCAGAUUGUUAUUACAUGACCGAAAAUGAUUAUAAUUAAAAAAGGAAUACAUAUGAUUGAUCUAAUCGCAGGGCCGAACACUGAAGUCUCAUGACCGGCCUUACCUACCAGACGGUACUUUUGACAGAAAACACGCACGAACUCCUGCAAGUCCCAUCUCUGAUGCUUUCGCAGAUACAUCGUGCGUCUUCGCCGAACGUCUUCUCACGUCAGUGCAAUAUCGGCGGUGUUUUACGUCUCAAAAUGAGUGGGAAAGACACACGCUUGCAAACGGACAGUGAGCGUUGAAAAGGUCAAAAGCGUGGAGAACUGUGAAGAAAUUCCAACGGGGGAACGUCGAAAACAUCGGGCAUCGUUCACGGAUCUUCCCUCGUAGCAUAUUGAUUUUUUCAGGCGGCCUUUAACGAGACUCCAGACGCUCUCGUCCUUUCUCGAAAGGACAUAGAGAAGACUGUUCACGCCGCGUGAUAUAAAUAAAAGCGGCGACGACCGACCAAAGACAAAAAGACUUGCGGCUGCCGAAGUGUUUCUUCACGAACCACACCUGUAGCACGAGAGCAGACUAGCGUGUCCCGUACUUUCAACCUCGUAGUAAUCUCUCUACCGGGCGUAGUUACACUACUUCGUUCCUCGAUAUACUUAAGAUAAAGAUUAAUUGUACAUUCGCGCAAAGAGAUUUCGCUUGCACGUGCGCACGUGCAAGCGCUCUUCGAAAGUCUUCGGUCGUUCGUUUUCCAUAUUUUGUAUUAUAUAGCGUACUUCACACGACACAACGAACACGCGGUAUGUCCGAUGUCGCGUUGUUCCAGAAUCGAAAACGCGUUUAGGAAAUUACGCAUUCAAUCGAAGGCAAUACAAUGUUCUACCCAUUUAAUCAACGUAACGAGCAUAUACUUCCGUUUAAAGUAUAUUCUACAUAGAACAUCGAUUCGCUAGAGAUUCUUUCGCUAUAUGAAUGUAUAACGUUAUAGUACUGACCGAAAGUACAUUAGACGAAAAAUGCCUGGCAUCUAAUUUUGUAAUCCCUAAUCUAUACCGUUCCUUCGUCAAAUUAAAGUAGUUAUAUAUGUAUGUAUAUCGCUAUUUAAUGUAUAUUAUGUAUAAUGUCCUCCACACACACAUGUUAGCGCCGCGUGAUUUAUACGCACGCGAGAUACCUCGGAGAGGAUAGACACGGCAAAAAAAAAAUAACGAUUCAGGUGUAUAAAAUUGUUAAUCCACAUUCGUGAUUUUUGAUCCUAGCUGAGAGAACUAUGCCGAGGCACAAUAGCCUUAGAGAGUAAUGCGCACAAGAUUUGGCACCUCUUAGAUCCGAAUCUAACGCGGAGCUUUUCGUUUAUUCGACUCGCACACGUGAUGAACACGCGCUUACGCAAAUUACGCCGUGUGCGUUACUCAUCGGCUUCUCACCGCGCUGAGUAUCGACAACGAGAGGAAAGGAGGAGAGCAGUCGAGAUAUUAUUGAAUUCCGGACGCGGAAAAGCAAAAGUGCCGAAUAUCAAAAGUUCACAGCUUUGACGACCUCGAGAUGAAGACGCACCCGCGCGCAACUUUCGGUCGAGGAAGUUACGAAUAUACUAUAAAAUCGUAUAUAUUAUAAUGGCGGAUUAUAAUGGCGAAUACUCGAAAUAAAUACGAUAGUGUUCAAGAUGACGAUAAUGAGGUGUACUUGAUAAUGACGAGAAGGAAAUUUAUUGUACGGUCGAGGGCGCUGAGUCGAGAAUAGUAUCGUAUCGAGAUACAUCAAGCGUAUCGCUUUACAUUAAUUUACGCCUUGCCGUAGAUGCUCAAACAUAAUACAUAAUCGUUUUGUCUUGCGAAAAGGUGGAUCUGAAGACAGCGAGAUAAGAUACUGUACGAUGUAGCGGAAUCCUGCCGCGUAGCUUUGCCAGCUUGUAAGGCAAUCAUUUGUCAUAUCGUGAUGACAAGGGAGCGCUUGCGGAUCAAUUUUAGGAACGGCGAUGCAACUGUCCUGCAACUGUUUCGCGCGACGGUUGCGCGGCGAAAAGUUAUAAUUACUACCUCGCGAUUAUACCAAAGGUAUACGAUGUGAUCGUCCGAUGUACGAAGAAUGUUAAGGUGUGUCGCUUGUUAAAACGCGUUUAACGAUCUUAACGCGUUUCGCAUAUACACAUACAUACAGAGACAAGGCGAAGCAUCGUGUAGUAAUAAUAUAUAUUUAGAUACGAUAUUCAUGCUCCACUUGAAUUUCUUUCUUAUCGCGGAGGCGCGUCUUGUCGGAGCAUUGCGCGCUGUUACGAAAAAAAAAAAAAAAA